Molecule: messenger RNA, 249 nt
Organism: Iphiclides podalirius (scarce swallowtail)
Lineage: Eukaryota; Metazoa; Arthropoda; Insecta; Lepidoptera; Papilionidae
Source: the annotation of a GenBank genome assembly
AUGGUCUCGCAAGUUUCGUGUAAGCGUGUUAGAGAAACAUUGACAGCUGUUGCGGAAGCCAGUUCGGGCCGAAUGAAGGUUCUACGGGGGAGCGGGGCACGGAGGGCAACGCAAGUUGCGCAACACGCGGCGCCGGUGAAUGGGAGCCCAGCGACGAGUGGGCGAGCGUCUUUAUCAAUGGACGGCGAAUUUGUCGCGUACGCGCGGCGGCGUGUCACGGCCGCAGCAUCCAUCCGUUUCCAACCUCGC